GCUGCGUAUAAUCCAAUUUGUUAUCAUUAUUAUUAAUUAUUAAUAUUAUUAUUCUUGAAGGUUUAUAACUUUAUAAAGAUGCUUCUCUUUAUUCCUCAUUUUUUAAAACUAAACUGCAAUUUCAGGUGAAACAUGUGUGCGCUCCUCUCUCUUGAUUAUACGUCAAUCAAAUUCAAUUAUUGUAAGAUUUAAGCAAACAUGUAUAAAGCAAGAUUCGGUGAGCAUGGCCAUGAAUCCAUGGAGGAGCAACCCUACGUUGAAACUGAUCCCAGCGGUCGUUAUGGUCGAUUGGAGGAGGUGUUGGGGAAGGGCGCGAUGAAGACGGUGUACAAGGCGAUUGAUGAGAUGCUCGGGAUGGAGGUAGCCUGGAACCAAAUCAGGCUCGUCGACUUGCUUCAAUCCUCAGAGGACUUGGAGCGUCUCUACUCCGAGGUUCACCUUCUCAGCACCCUCAAUCACGUCUCAAUCAUCCGAUUCUACACUUCUUGGAUUGAUGUCAAGAACAGAACUUUCAAUUUUAUCACCGAAAUGUUCACAUCCGGGACCCUGAGAGAGUAUAGGGCGAAGUACAAACGAGUGAACAUUCGGGCUAUAAAGAUAUGGUCUCGGCAAAUACUUGAAGGCCUUGUAUAUUUGCACAAUCACGAUCCUCCAGUGAUACAUAGAGACCUCAAGUGUGACAACAUAUUCGUUAAUGGUCACCUCGGAGAAGUGAAGAUCGGUGAUCUUGGAUUGGCAGCAGUUCUCCGAGGUAGAGCCCACAGUGUUAUAGGUACGCCUGAGUUCAUGGCACCCGAGUUGUAUGAAGAGAACUACAAUGAGCUCGUCGAUGUGUACUCGUAUGGAAUGUGCAUCUUGGAGAUGAUUACUUCUGAGUAUCCAUAUAGUGAAUGCACCAAUCCUGCUCAGAUAUACAAGAAAGUGAUAUCAGGUAAGAAGCCAAGGGCAUUCUACAAAGUUCAAGACUUGGAUGCACAGAGAUUCAUUGGGAAAUGUUUGGAGACUGCAUCGAAGAGGCUGUCGGCGAAGGAGCUGAUGCUCGACCCGUUCCUUGCUGUUGAUCAAGCUGAUGAUUGCUCUGACUCAAGCAUCAGGUGCCAAAAGCCUUUCUUGAACGACAAGAUCGCACUUGAGCACCUGGAUCUGAACGAUGAUGAUGCUCCGAGAACUAACAUGACGAUCACUGGAAAGUUAAACCCUGAGGAUGGCGACAUCAUUCUCAAAGUGCAGAUUGCUGAUAAAGAAGGUGCUGUAAGGAAUGUUUUCUUUCCCUUUGAUAUCGUGAGUGAUACCCCAAUUGAUGUGGCAAAUGAGAUGGUGAAGGAGCUUGAGAUUAUGGACUGGCAGCCAUCAGAGAUAGCCAACAUGAUUGACGGGGAGAUUUCAGGUCUUAUUCCGGAUUGGAAGGCUGAGAAUCCUCAUUCAGCUCAUCUUCAUGUACUGAACUAUCAAGAAGAUGAUUAUGAUCACCAAAACCUAUUCUCGCCAUCCUCGUCUUCCCAAGUGUCUGCCUUGGGCUCUUUUGCGUCUCACAGGACAGCUGAGGCAAAGCCUAACUGGAUACAAGGUGACUUUUUUGAUGAGACCAGUUCCCAGAGCUCCACACAUUCUGAGAAGUAUUCUAACUGGGCUUACUACUCUGCAGAUGAACACGAACACGAACAUGUAGUAAGCCCAAAUUCAAGGUUCUAUCCCGGAAAAAAAUCAGCCAUGGGGGUAAAAUACUCCGUGGAAACCCCUAGGCUUACUAGGAAUAGGUCUUUAGUAGAUACUCGAAGCCAGCUGCUGCACCGGUCACUAGUGGACGAGGUUAACAGAAGGCGAUUGUUCAAGACUGUUGAUGCAGUAGAGAAUAUAGGGUUCCGAUCUCCUUAUGAAGGUUCGAGUAAAACUCCAAAAACACUCAAUGGCGCUUAUCAGCUUAGGCUCACGGAUCAUGGUAAAAGACAAGAACAGAGAGCACGGAGAGGCUAAUUGUGUCGCUCUAGAAUCUAUAGAUGCGUACACGAAAUACCACGACAUCCUGUAAGUAUAGGCAAAUGUAUAUGGUGAAUCAAUGUAUAGGUUUAUGCCAAAUUUGAUUGUUGUCAUUGUUGAGUUGUGUUAUAUUCAGCUUAGCAGCGUUUUUCGUGUC
Molecule: messenger RNA, 2134 nt
Organism: Salvia hispanica
Lineage: Eukaryota; Viridiplantae; Streptophyta; Magnoliopsida; Lamiales; Lamiaceae
Gene: WNK4
Product: WNK family serine/threonine-protein kinase 4
Biological process (GO): protein phosphorylation
Molecular function (GO): ATP binding; protein kinase activity
Source: RefSeq, a predicted model, not a curated record